AUGAGUAGCGACACUUCUGAUAAGAACGCCUCGGAUAAUGAGUCCAGCCAGUCGCUACAAGGCCAAGAAAUAGCCAAGAAAUAUACACCUCAUCCGCUACCUCCAGUGCCGGAGGGAAUGUCAAAAUCUCAGUGGAAGAAAGUGUGGAGAAGGAAAAGAUGGGAAGAAACCAAGGAAGAAUUCUCGCAGAAAAGACGAGAGAAGAAGGUACGAGCCAAAUUGAGCAGACGCGCUAAAAUUCAGGAAUACAAAGAUCGUGGUGAGGAAAUUCCGGAGGAACUGUGUCGCAAACCUCGCAAAAACACGACCCAGCUCGAUUCAGGUAUCAAAAUAGUCAUCGAUUGCGCUUUUGAUGACCUUAUGAAUGAAAAAGAGGUGAUAAGUCUCAGCAACCAGAUUACGCGUGCGUACAGCUUCAACAAGCGUGAGAACCACCACGCACACGUGACUGUUACCAGUUUCGACAAGCGACUCAAAGAGAGGUUCGAACGAGAUCUCAAGGACUCGCGGUUUUAUGAUUGGAAGAAUUUUGAGUUUACGGGCGAUUCACAGCUUCCAGUGGAAAACACUGUUUAUUUGACGGCAGAUACCGACGAAACUCUGGAAAGUUUGGAGCCUGGUACAACUUAUAUUGUUGGAGGCAUAGUCGACAAGAAUAGACACAAGCUGCUGUGUUAUAAUAAGGCCCGCGAACUCGGGAUCCCGACACGGAAACUGCCUUUGGCACAGUACAUAAAUUUGACGGGUCGAGAAGUGCUUACAUCAACGCACGUGAUCCAACUCAUGCUUCGGUAUUUUGACAACCGGGACUGGAAGGAAGCGUUCGAGGCCAUUCUUCCACCCCGAAAGCUGGAGGAGGUGGCCAAGAGCCUGGAAGUGGGGGUGGAAGACUCAGCAGCCGACGGUACGUCGAAAAGUACUAGUGAAAAUGCUUGUGACCUCGAAGAUAGCAUUGAUGCCACGUCCGCGAUCGAAGCUGUGGUCGACGUUCCUAAAAAGUGA
Lachancea lanzarotensis is the source of this 1002-nucleotide messenger RNA. It is a transcript of the gene TRM10, whose product is annotated as LALA0S08e02366g1_1. Bases 1 to 1002 code for a protein of 333 amino acids. NCBI's taxonomy places the organism in Eukaryota, Fungi, Ascomycota, Saccharomycetes, Saccharomycetales, Saccharomycetaceae. Gene Ontology annotation, molecular function: tRNA binding. Gene Ontology annotation, cellular component: nucleus. Gene Ontology annotation, biological process: tRNA N1-guanine methylation. The transcript has a single exon. The record is from RefSeq and is a predicted model, not a curated record.